Haplochromis burtoni (Burton's mouthbrooder) is the source of this 2444-nucleotide messenger RNA. RefSeq names its product KIAA1143 ortholog. Lineage: Eukaryota; Metazoa; Chordata; Actinopteri; Cichliformes; Cichlidae. The transcript has 3 exons. Bases 101 to 589 code for a protein of 162 amino acids. The record is from RefSeq and is a predicted model, not a curated record.
AGUGACGGUUUCUCUGUUUUGACGAGUCCGUGCUAGCCGGAAGUUGCUCGGGUCUGCAGUCUGCAUUCGUUGGCUGCUUGUCUUGUUUUGCUUCUUUGCCAUGAAUAAAAAUAAGGGCCGCGGAGUAGCAUGGGUGAAGCCGGCGGAGCCGUCCUUUCUCAAGAAGUUUAAGAACGAUGUGGGAUACAAAGAGGGACCGAAUGUCGACACUAAGCGUCAGGUGAUGCCAACACUGGAUGACGACAGCGGCAGCGAUCGAGAGGACGAGUUGCCCCAGGUCGUGGUCCUUAAAAGUGGAGACCUGACUGCAGAGGAGGUGAAGAAGAUGAAAGAUGAAAUACAGGCUGGAGGCAGCUCAGAGAAAGAUGGUCAGCCUCCUGACGGUAAAAUCCUUUUCAAGAAACCAGCCAAGCGCUCUUCCUCAGAUAAAUUCCAGGGCAUCGGUGCUAGCUCCAGCAAAAAGAAGAAGAGCAGUGGAGGGGACAAGGAAAAGGAGGAAGAGGAGGAGGAGAAAAAGGAGGCAUCUGGAAAGAAAGUUAAAAAUAACAGCCUCCUGUCAUUUGGAGGGGAUGAGGAGGAGGAGGACUGAAUGGAAGUGGUGAGAGUAGGCUGUCAGGAAACAGGAACAUUGUACUGAGUAUAAGACAUGGUUCAACCUGUCCAUUCUUUUUAAAGGACAGUGCUACUGUUUUUGCAUGUCAUUCAUGACAUAUAGAUUCAUACAUUUUUAGUAAAGCAUAAAAAUCAGCUGGCACAAACUGAAUUUAUUCCGAGUCGUCUCCGUCUGACUACAGGGAUGAUUCUGAUUCAUUUAACAGUCUGAGCAGAAACAGUGAAGCUGAGGGGGAAAAUGAACCUGCAUCAGAGACGAUGAGGUUAUACUUCUGUUAGUGUAACUUUAUCCUGCAUCCAUGUCAGGGUCAGAAACUACACAAGGACAUUUAUACAGUACUGUGUUACUGAUAAGAGGGGAGUUGGUUCAGCUGCUGUGUGAAAGCCCACUCUGACAUGUUAGCAGGACGUUUCCCUGGUUACAGCUACCAGACUGUGUUGACUCAUGUCACUUUGUAGAACUUGGGGUUUGCUCUUUUCCAGCCCCGUGACUUUGUUUUAACAUUUUAGUUUGCAUGUUCUCGUGUGUGUUCUGUGAGGACAAAUAUGAACUGUUAAGGUGGUUUAGUUCUCAGGGGACUAAAGUCAUGGCUGUGGGACAAGAAUUCAUAUUUUCACACCUCAAAGUUUAUAAAUGUCUCAAACACAAGCAGAGAGAUGUAAACCAGCUUCUGCUUGAUUCUGGAGUUGAUGAGUGAAGACACAUCACCGUAUGGCUUUACCUCAGUGUAGCUCUUUCACACACCACAGGCAGGUAGCUGAAGCAGUGUCUCUGAACUGCACGGAUUCUGAAACCAGCUCAUCUACAUGUUUUCAGGUGUAAAUUUCUCCUGCGUUUGCGUCCAUAAAUAACCUGAACUGUGUGCUGUGCUAUAGAUCCAAUCACUAUUGUAUAGCUGUGGUCAUAGGACCAGGACUAAUUAGUGGAAAAUCAGUUGUACAGUGUGCCCCGCACCCCACCCUUCAAGCCCAGUGUAAAUAAUUGAAGCAGCAGCACGCAGAGAGCUUUUCUGUAUCAAAGAAUCAGUGCUAAUGAAUUCCAGCAGAUUCGGUUUUCCUGAAAUUUAUUUGAUGCAGCUUUCCUUAAUUCUUUUUUGUUAUACUUCUAAUCAAAGUCACAGCGGGAGCUGCUUGUGAAUUUUAAUUUAGAAAAACCAAUUAAUUCAGCUGCAGGAGCCGCUCGGCAGUGCUCUCCACAAAGCAAAUCCCAAAGAAAAAUAUAAGAUCAUCGGAAGCGGGUCUGCUCUCGCAUUUAAAACACUGAGAGCUGCAGGGAGCUAAAUUUGUCCAGCUUCAGUUUAGUGUACUGGUAGCAGUGGGGGUCUUUUUGUUUUUAAAAUAUUACAUGUAAUGCGUCCCUUCAUCAGACACAAACGAACAUCAGCAGCUGAUAAAUGGAUGUCAUUAAAUUCCAGGAGCAACUAGUUUAAUGGAAAUUAAAUUAAUUUUGUGUGAUUAUAAAUUAAAUUGUCCCCAUAUGACAGCAUUGAGAGUUCUUUCUUCAGGUUCCAAAGUGCUGCGGAUCACUGUCACACUCUGAAUCAGCCUGGAUCUUUGUUGCUGUGUUUGAAUCUUGUGUGUGCUGAGGUGUGUGCGUGUCUGGCAGCCGUACGCAGGGGCUCAUUGUAGAAUCUUAAAUACAGUCAGUCAUGCACUGAAUGUAUGAAUAUUUUCUAGCUUCGACUGCGGAGCUGAACAGUUCAUGUAGAAACGAUGCAUUUGUGUCAAUGCAGUUGUGAUGUAUCUUUUUUUUUUGGUGUGUGCAUCAGUUUUCAUUGUGUAUUUUUUGACAGUGCUACAACUCCUGUGAACUUUUGAUAUAAAAAUAUUAA